Messenger RNA from Salvia miltiorrhiza (redroot sage), 1292 nucleotides. Its product is annotated as phosphoglycerate mutase-like protein AT74. Gene Ontology annotation, molecular function: phosphatase activity. Bases 184 to 1065 code for a protein of 293 amino acids. The record is from RefSeq and is a predicted model, not a curated record. The transcript has 2 exons. Lineage: Eukaryota; Viridiplantae; Streptophyta; Magnoliopsida; Lamiales; Lamiaceae.
UUAAACUUUAAAUUGUAUAUUUUGCAUAUAGAAGUAGAAGAUGGGAAUGCGUGGGUCAUGAGUGGACAAAUUGGUCCAAAGCGAACUGCAAGGUGGCGCCGCCUCCCGCUCUCCGCCGCGCAGCGCCGACGCCACACGCGUAUACAUCACCCCAUCCCCACCGUUUCCUAAUCCAAACCUAUAAUGUUAGGUAAUUGCCAUGAUCAACCCCUACCUAGCCCUAAGCAGCGGGAGAGGGCUCUUCCGAAGCGGAUAAUCCUCGUCCGCCACGGCGAGAGCGCCGGAAACAUCGACGGCACCGCCUACGCCACCACCCCGGACAACCGCAUACCCCUCACUCCUCAAGGCGACCAACAGUCCGAGCGCGCCGGCGCGCAGAUCUACGACGUCGUCUCCGACGGCGGCGCUUUCUCCAACUGGAAGGUCUACUUCUACGUCUCCCCUUACGCCAGGACGCGUUCCACGCUCCGAGGAAUCGGCCGAGCCUUCCCGAGGAGCAGGAUCAUCGGCGCGAGGGAGGAAUGUCGGAUCAGAGAACAGGAUUUCGGCAAUUUUCAGGUUGCCGAGCGGAUGAAGGUGACCAAGGUGAUUAGGGAGAGGUUUGGGAGGUUCUUCUAUCGCUUUCCCGAGGGCGAGUCCGCCGCCGAUGUUUUCGAUCGCGUUUCGAGUUUUCUCGAAUCCUUAUGGAGGGACAUAGAUAUGAACAGGCUCCACCGCGACCCAACCGAGGAACUGAACCUCGUUAUAGUAUCACACGGACUCGCAAUCCGUGUCUUUCUCAUGAAGUGGUUCAAAUGGACAGUCGAGCAGUUUGAGCACUUGAAUAACCUCGGGAACUGCGAGUUCCAAGUGAUGCAGUUAGGCGACGGAGGAGAAUACAGCCUCGCGGUCCAACACACCGAGGAAGAAAUGCAGGAGUGGGGACUAUCCCCCGAUAUGAUCGCAGACCAACGGUGGCGAGCGCAAGCCAACAAGGGCGACUGGAACGACAGCUGCCCGUGGUACCUCGACUCCUUCUUCGACAAGUUUGCAGACCCCGAAACAGAAGAUACAGGUGAGGAGUGAUCGCAACGAACAUGUUGUAUUGUCCUAGAAUAUACUAACUCAUUGAAUAGCAUAGAAUGUGGGAAACAUGAAAGUGAUUUACAUCUACUUUUCUUACUGUAUAUGUACGUUUGUAAAUGAUUAAUGCUUUUGCAGCUAAUUUAAUUUGGUGUAAAAUAUAUAUUUAUUUGAUGGGGUUUUAGAGAAAGGGACUAAAUAGUGAAUGAAAAUUUUGUCAUGGAUUGCAA